Messenger RNA from Neocloeon triangulifer, 2489 nucleotides. RefSeq lists its product as uncharacterized. Gene Ontology annotation, biological process: biological process involved in interspecies interaction between organisms. Gene Ontology annotation, cellular component: external side of plasma membrane. The record is from RefSeq and is a predicted model, not a curated record. Lineage: Eukaryota; Metazoa; Arthropoda; Insecta; Ephemeroptera; Baetidae. The transcript is spliced from 25 exons. Gene Ontology annotation, molecular function: odorant binding; carbohydrate binding. Bases 14 to 2425 code for a protein of 803 amino acids.
UCGACGCAACAUCAUGCUCACCACUAAAUUUAUUGUAUUGGUUGCACUUUUGAUCUUGGCCUUCUCACCUGGCGAAUGUAAAAGAAGCUUGAAAUCUAAAAAAUCAAAAAGCAGCAAAAUUGCCUAUAGACAAACGAUUGUGAAUUGCUGCGGUCGCAACACCUGUUUCAACUCAAAUGGACUCUCCAAAAUAUCAGCCACAAAAUCUACCCAAUCAAAACCUAAUUUGGUCACAAACUCUACCUUGACUCCAGGAGACGAUGAACAAACUUCCCUCGAUAUGUCAGAAGCAGUCACAGAAAUUAAUGGGAAUACAGUUGAAGAAUCUUCUACUGGACAAGAGACUCUGGCUGACAAUGAAAAUUCUGUCACCAGCACAAUUAAUCAGGAGAUUUCAGAAAGUACCACCACAGCAAACAAAGUUUCUUCACCAGAUUUGUCGACUUCAGUGAUUUCUCCCACCUCCUCAACCACAACGUCUACAACCACCAUGUCUCCAACCACAGCGACCAUCCCCCCAGGGGCCCUUUAUAGUUGUUCUAGUACACUUUGUCAGAAAAACAAUUCACUUAUAAAGCCAGACAACAGCGUUUCUGAUGCUCCUAGUUAUGGCUAUUGGAAGGAAGCUUGUGGGAUUCUAUAUUUGUUCGGAAAAAGCAUUGUAACUUGGGAAGCUAACCGGAAAAAGUGCUGCAGCCUGGGAAUGGUCCCGAUCACAAUUGAAAACGCAGAUAAACAAACCUGCCUAAAUAAACUAGUGGAAACUUGGGAGUACAAUACAAAUUACUGGACCUCUGCAAGGCGCAUCUGGCCGAACGACACAUUCCAGUUCUGCUCGCCCGGGGCCAUUUCCCUUCCGACUACGGGGUCCAUUUGGGCACCUAGUCAUCCUGCUAGCAAUGGAUCCUGUGUGCAUUUAUUCAUAAACCAGACUCACAACGUAACACAGUUGACGACAAAAAACUGCAGUGAUUCUUUCAUAUUCGCAUGCCAGGGCCCGCCAACCCCUGCGCCUCCAUGCCACGCGCCAAAAUGUCUACCCACUGAAUGCAAAAAAGACGAUUCAUUAUUUCGAACGCUGGAAGAUAACCAAACAAGUGUUUUGGCAAAUCCUUCCACCCACGGGACUUGGUUUACAUUUAAUGAGAGAACUUACUUAUUCAGCAUAGCAAAAAAAUCGUGGUCUGAUGCAAGUAAGGAGUGCUGCCGGAUAGGAAUGAAGCUGCUGAGUGUUGAUAAUGAUUAUGAAUAUAAUAAUCUUCAGAUGGCAAUAAGAUCUAAUAAUUCGAUUAUGGCUGGUAAUUACUGGACUUCAGCCUCGGAUGAGGGUUGCGAAAAAUCUUUCGGCUGGUGCGCGGUCAACAAACUUGUUCGAGACGCGAUUUGGGCCACGGGUCAACCAGACAAUGCGGGAGGAAAAGAAAAUUGCCUAGUUGUCGGCGUUGAUAAAAAUAAGGCCGAGCUCCAAGAUGAGGAUUGUUUGAAAACUUUUCAAUACAUUUGCGAAGCUAGAGAUACAACAAAUUCAUCUACGGCUGGAAACGCCAUCAAAAAUGAAUGUAUGGCGGUGUUUAAUGUAUCAGAAGAUGAGGUGGACAACAUUUUUAAUAGCACAAAGUUUGACACUCGAAUCAAGUGUUUCCUUAAAUGCGUUGGCGAGAACGGAGGAUAUAUUGUCAAUGGAAAACUUGUGGACGAGGGAAUUAUAAAGAUGGCGGAAGAAAUUUCAGGCAAUAGCUCGCAGGAUCUGCAGGACAAUUUGAUGGCAAUCGACAGUUGCGAAAACAUCAAGGGCAUGGACGAAUGUGACACGGCGGCACUGGUCUACCAGUGUGGCCAAGAAAAAGCGCCAGAUCUGGUCGCUAGUGCCAUUGCUACGGCCGAGCAAAAUUCAUCGGCUGAAGAGGUACCUCUGCCUCCACAAAGAGCCAAGUGCCCUACAGGAUUUCAGUGUGCUGUCAAUCCUGUACUGCGAAGAUUUUAUAACCAAGAUAUCCCUUUGCCUGGAACUGUUUCCUUUCAAACUGGAUGCCUAGGAUCAAGGAUGGCUUUUUUUACAACUCCUACUACCUACAAUGCCGCCGAGACAAAAUGCUGCAAAUUAGGAAUGCGUCUUGUGACUAUUGGUUCAAAGGAAAAAUUUGAUUGCAUUGUAGAUCUAAAUUACCUCGCCACUGCCCCACGUCCUAUUAGAAUGUGGACGUCGGGAUCGAGCUUGGGAAAAACCGGCGAACCUGUGUGGUGUGUUCGCAGAAAGCCGGUUAAUGUCACGGAAUUUCAAUGGAACAAUGGAGCAGGCAUAUCAAAAAUCGCCAACAAAUAUUUAAUAGUAAUGCAUACCGAGAUCACUACAGCUGCCUCGUAUCUGAUGAAUGUACCAGGCACAGCAGAUGAAUUAUACUACCCAAUGUGUCAGGAAUAUUAAUUAAGUGGCUCUAAUAGGCCACAGAAAAUUUGUAAAAUUGUAUACAGUGCAAAAAUAAAAAAGC